This is a messenger RNA of Thermothelomyces thermophilus ATCC 42464, 938 nucleotides long. RefSeq lists its product as uncharacterized. Lineage: Eukaryota; Fungi; Ascomycota; Sordariomycetes; Sordariales; Chaetomiaceae. The coding region runs from base 1 to 507 and encodes 168 amino acids. The record is from RefSeq and is a predicted model, not a curated record. The transcript has a single exon.
AUGGACGUUUCGGCGCUGGACCUCGACGACUAUCUUCGAGAGACAUAUCACGGAGACGACAGCCGCCAGUACGAACUAGAGCACCAGCAUAGCACCACGGUGCACGGCGAGGACGAGCUGUUUGACGAUACGGAUCGGCGCGAGGAUAAUCGCGUCUCGCUGGAGAACGCUGUGAUCGAGCACCUCGGUAUUGAUCCACAAGGGGCUCAGGCAUUGCGAAGAAGCCUAGGACAUCUCGAGCAGAGCGCGGAGCUGCAUGCCGACGAGAGUGACGAGGGAAGGGCUCCCGAGCAUCCCGCGGACGGCACCGGCACCGGCACCGGCACGGCCGCCGCCGCCUCCUCCUCCCCCAGACGCACCCGCUUCUCCCCGCUCACCAGCCCGACGACCACCGUCGCCCCUCCUCCUCCUGCUCCUCCUCUUCCUCUUCCACUUCUCCAUCCUCACGACCGCCUCGGGGGCGGGAGGAGGAGCGAGAGCGAUGGUCCUCCGCUGCGUCCGCAUUGACCACGCUCGGGCGCGGAAAGGGAGGGCGGACGGGACGGAGGAGGCGGGGCGAUCGUGCUGCGGGACAACUUUGAUCGGCUCCGCGUGCUGGCCGUCGCCAGGGAGGAGGAGAUUGAGGAACCGGAGGGGCCGGGACGCGCCGAGGCCGUGGGCGAUGCGAGGCUGGCGUGGAGAUGGGUCGAGGGCUGGCGGGCGAGGCUGCGCAGGGGGGCGGACGUGGUCGAGCGGGCCAGAUGGGCAGCGGCGGUGGAGGAGGAGGCGGCGGCGGUGGUGGUGGUGACACCGGCGGAUCGCCAGGCGCGCGGUGCUGAGUAUAAUAAUCCGUGAUUACCUAGGUACUCACGGGUUCUGACUACCACGCUAUGCCAUCAUGGGGGCGGGGAGCGUCCGGUUGGUAACCUUGUUUUGGGCACUUGGGUGCUUGAUUGAGA